Molecule: messenger RNA, 1860 nt
Organism: Rhizophagus irregularis DAOM 181602=DAOM 197198
Lineage: Eukaryota; Fungi; Glomeromycota; Glomeromycetes; Glomerales; Glomeraceae
Source: RefSeq, a predicted model, not a curated record
AUGGAAUUUAACAUUUCAACUGAUAUAUUUGAAGACUUAACGUAUUUGCUUUAUAAUAAAACUUUUGAUGUAAAAAUUAAAGUUGGGAAGGAAAAUGAUAUUAAAGAAUUCAGUGCACAUUCUACUAUAUUAUCUACUAGAUCAAUUCAUUUUCAAAACGCUUUAUCCAAUCAAACAAAAGAAUCCGGAUGUUUUAUUUUAGAAAAACCUAAUAUUUCACCCUCAAUAUUUAACAUUCUUUUAAAAUAUAUUUAUUCAGGAAAGUUAACAGUGAAGAAAAAUGUGAAAUGCCUUUACGUUAUAAUCGCAGCUUAUGAUUUACAAUUGCAAAACGUUGUAGAACAUCUUGAAAAUUAUUUCAAAGAAAAUGAUUCGGCUUGGAAGCUUCCUAAAGAUUUCUUUAUCAUUAGUGAACAGAGACAACUUAAACAAUUAGAAGAACAAGUAUUAAAGUUAGCAUGCACAGAUCCAAUAAUCAUAUUUAAUUGUAAAGAUUUUCCGCAACUUAAUGAAGGAUUUCUUAUUCGACUUUUAAAACGUAAUGAUCUUGAAUUGAAUGAAAUUAACAUUUUUUAUUAUUUGGUCAAAUGGGGAAUUGUGAAUACUGGUCUAACUUUAAAUAAAAAAUCAUUUUCACCAAUUUUAAUUUUUGAUAAAGAUAGAUCAAUUUUAGAUUUCGUUAUAGAUACAAGAAAGUGGACCCCAAUUGAUUUUAUGAAUUUGGAAAAAACUAUACGAAAUUGCAUUCCUCAUAUUCGAUUUUAUCAAAUGUCACUUGGUGAUUAUACGGAAGUCAAAAAUGAAUUUAAAGAUAUCCUUCCAAAUGGACUUGAUGAUGAAAUUAUGCAACAUUUCAAAGAUUCUAAUCCUUUAAUGAGAAUUCCAUCUAAUGAUAAUAUAUUACCACCAAGAGAAUCAGCUUGUCCAUUUGAUUCUAACAUCAUUAAUGCGAAAGAUGUAGCAUUGAUUGCAACUUGGAUCAAUGGAGGGAAAGGAAAAAAACAUGUGUUUCAAUUUAAAAAUAUACAUUUCAAAUUUGAAUGUGUCUAUCGUAGUAGUAUUGAUGGAUUUGACAAAUAUGAUAAUUUAUACAAAUAUAAGAGAGUUGUUAUUGUAAUUAAAGUUCGUAAUUCAGGAGAAAUUAUUGGUGUAUACAAUCCAUUUGGAUGGGAUAUUAGUUACAGUGAAUAUAUCCUGUUUAAAUUGUUUAGAGAUUUUCUAUCUCGAUAUUUUAUUUUUUCUUUAACUAAUAGGGUCAAUCCAAUUAUAAGUUAUCAUAAAGAAGGAGCUAUGUCAAAAAUAUCAAAUGAGAGACACAUUCUAUUUGGUACAUCAGAUUUAUCUAUUAAUGGUAUUUAUUGCACUAGUGAACAACACUCUUUUAAGAAAAAAAUAAUUGAUAAAGUAAGGUUUGAAAUAGAUGAAUUGGAAUUUUCUUAUAGCAAUCCUUAUAAGACAACAACUUUUAAUAAGAGAAUAGUAAUAUGUUUACCUGUACAUUUACCUGAUAAUAAUAAUGAUAAUAUGAACUUUCAGUAUAAUUACGAAGAUAAUGAUUUAAAUUUUCAGAAUAUUAAUGAUAAUGAUAAUGAAUAUGAAUCAAUUGAGGAAAAAGAAAAUGACAAUGAAUACAAUAAGGAUGAGGAGGAAGAUGAUGAUAAUGAAGAUACUAAUAAUAAAGAGAAAGGUAACGAUGAAGAAAAAGAAGAACAUAACAAUGAUGAAGAGGAACGUAAUGACAACGAAGAGAAAGCAAUACAUCAAAUUAUUAAAGCUUUGAAUGAAGACAAGAUACUGUCCUGCAAUAGUGAAUUUGCAUUGUACAUUGAUAAUUAUACAACUACGGCACUAUUUUGUUAG